AUGGAGCCUGAGAUCCUGCUCUGCUUCCUCCCAGGGGCCCUGCCCAAACCCUCCCUCAGGGCCGAACCUGGCCCUCUGCUCCCCCGGGGACGGCCUGUGACCUUCCUGUGCAGUUCCGUAGUUUGGGCUCAGUCAUUCCUCCUGGAGAAGGAUGGAAGACCUGUACACCCUGAUCAGAUAAGUGGGCCUCAAGAUGGUUCCCAGAGGACGCAGGCCACAUUCAACAUCCCCGCGGUGAGUGAAGACACUGCCGGGAAUUAUACCUGCGUCUAUCGACAUGUGUAUGGCUGGUCUGAGCGCAGUGAGCCCCUGGAGCUGCAGGUGACAGAGGAGGAUGCCACACCACCCUCAGGCCCCGCCUCCCGGGAUUACACUGUGGAGAACAGUAUCCGCUUGGGCCUGGCGGGCGUGGUCUUGCUGAUCCUGGUGGCGAUUCUGAUGGAAGCUGGGCUCAGCCAGCGCAGUAAUAACAUGGAGGUGUCAGAAGAGUUUUACAGUUUCCUGUUUGCCGGGCCCCUGCCCAAACCCUCCUUCUUUGCUAUGCCAGGCCCUGUGAUCCCUUGGGGACGGCCUGUGACACUCGUGUGCCAGGGCCCAGCUGGGGUUCAUUCAUUCUACCUGGAGAAGGAUGGAAGACCUGUAUACCCUUAUGAGAAACGUGCAUCUCCAGGGGGUAUGAAGGGAACAGAGGCCAGAUUCCUCUUCCCUGUGGCGAGUGAGGUCACUGCGGGGAGUUACCGCUGCCUCUAUGAACAAGCGCCUAAUAGCUGGUCUGAGCGCAGUGAGCCCCUGGAGCUGAAGGUGAGAGAGGAGGACUUCACUUCAUCCUCAGGGCCCGCCUCCCGGGAUUACACGGUGGAGAACAGCAUCCGCAUGGGCCUGGCGGGCGUGGUCUUGCUGAUCCUGGUGGCAAUCCUGGUGGAAGCUGGGCUCAGCCAGCGCAGGGCCCCACAGGGACCACAGGAAUAUACACAAGGGAGCCCCCCAGAGAGAGGGACUCCAUGGCCCCAGAUGGGAGCUGCCUGA
Molecule: messenger RNA, 1026 nt
Organism: Myotis daubentonii (Daubenton's bat)
Lineage: Eukaryota; Metazoa; Chordata; Mammalia; Chiroptera; Vespertilionidae
Product: leukocyte immunoglobulin-like receptor subfamily A member 4
Exons: 5
Coding region: 1-1026 (341 amino acids)
Source: RefSeq, a predicted model, not a curated record